This is a messenger RNA of Morone saxatilis (striped sea-bass), 2268 nucleotides long. It is a transcript of the gene aldh9a1b, whose product is annotated as aldehyde dehydrogenase 9 family, member A1b. Gene Ontology annotation, molecular function: aminobutyraldehyde dehydrogenase (NAD+) activity; 4-trimethylammoniobutyraldehyde dehydrogenase (NAD+) activity. The transcript has 12 exons. Lineage: Eukaryota; Metazoa; Chordata; Actinopteri; Moronidae. The record is from RefSeq and is a predicted model, not a curated record. Bases 164 to 1717 code for a protein of 517 amino acids.
UUUACUCCAGGAAGCAAAACAGUGGCUCAGCGCCAGUGUGCUGAUAUCUGGGACAAAGUUGGGAGGAGGGGCGGACUGAGAAGACGUCAGACAUGCGAGUCUUCGCCCUCAUAUCUGAUCUACCUACACUUUAUAAACUCGGAGCCACAGAGCCAGUUUGAGUAUGCUCCAGAGACUCGCUGCGUCCCUGCGGCGGCCCGCAGCUGCUCCCCUCGCGGCGGCGGUACGAUGCGUCUCCUCGGGGUCAGUGGACAUCACGGUCCCGCUGAACUUCUGGGCUGGGAAGAGACGGACGAGCCUGGAGAAACGCACCACGGAAAAUGUUUACGAACCUGCAACAGGGCGAGUGUUGUGUCAUUUGGAGCCGUGUGGUGCUGUGGAGGUCGAUCAGGCUGUGGAGUCUGCAAAGUCGGCCUUCGGCCAUUGGAGCAAAAUGUCUGGGAUGGAGAGAGCGCGCAUCAUGAUAGAAGCGGCCCAUAUCAUUGAGAGCAGGAGAGAGGAGAUCGCUGAAAUGGAGGUGGUCAACAAUGGGAAGUCCAUCACAGAAGCCCGUCUGGAUGUGGACUCUGCCAGACUGUGUAUAGAGUACUAUGCAGGACUAGCCAGCACGAUGGCAGGCCAGCAUGUCCAGCUGCCUGGGGGGUCCUUUGCCUACACCCGCAGAGAGCCUCUGGGAGUCUGUGUUGGUAUCGGUGCGUGGAAUUACCCUUUUCAGAUAGCUGCCUGGAAAUCAGCUCCAGCCCUGGCCUGUGGCAACUCCAUGGUGUUCAAGCCAUCACCAGUGACGCCUGUGACGGCAGUCUUACUGGCAGAGCUCUACGCCGAGGCCGGCGCUCCAGAGGGGCUGUUCAACGUGGUGCAGGGCGGCCAGGAGACCGGCAGCUUACUCUGCCACCACGCGGACGUCGCUAAAGUGUCCUUCACUGGGAGUGUGCCAACAGGCAAGAAGAUUAUGGAGAUGGCAUCCAAGGGGGUGAAGCCUGUGACUCUGGAGCUCGGGGGGAAAUCUCCGCUGCUUAUCUUUGAGGACAGUGAAGUGGAGAACGCAGUGAGGGGAGCUCUCAUGGCCAACUUCCUGUCUCAAGGCCAGGUCUGUAGCAACGGUACAAGGGUCUUUGUUCAGAGGGAUAUUCUGCCUGAGUUUUUGGAGGAGGUGGUGAAGAGGACCCAGGCGAUCGAGAUAGGAGACCCACUAUUGGAACACACGCGAAUGGGAGCACUGGUCAGCCAAGCACACCUAGAAAAAGUCCUAUCUUUUGUUGAUCAGGCAAAGAAGGAGGGAGCUACAGUGUUGUGUGGAGGUGAACCUUUUGUCCCAUCAGAUCCCAAACUCAGAGGUGGAUAUUACAUGACUCCCUGUGUGCUAGGUGACUGCACAGAUGAGAUGACUUGCGUGAAGGAGGAGAUUUUUGGUCCUGUUAUGUCUGUGUUGUCUUUUGAAACAGAAGAGGAGGUGCUGCACAGAGCCAAUGACACAACCAUGGGUCUGGCUGCAGGAGUUUUCACCAGGGAUGUGAGACGAGCCCAUCGUGUGGUGGCACACCUCAAGGCCGGGUCCUGUUUCAUCAACAACUACAACAUCACUCCUGUGGAGGUGCCCUUUGGAGGCUUCAAAAUGUCAGGCAUAGGGCGGGAGAACGGCCAGGUGACGAUCGAAUACUACUCCCAGCUGAAGACCGUGUUUGUGGAGAUGGGAGAUGUGGACAGCUUAUUCUAAGACGCAUCGAGAGGAAGAUGGAGCUGUAACACUGACCCAGAGACUAAAACAGAUGGUCUGGACCAGAACAGAAAGGCCAUCAAGUGUUAGUGCUGAAAGUGAUGAAAACUCUUUAUGAAGGAUAUAAAUGUAACAUUGAGCCAAUCAGCUGAUGAAUCAAACUACAGAUUCUAAUUAAUAUUUACUGAAUCUUGAUUGAUUUCAGCUACUACAGCAUACAUAUGAGUUGCUCUGCAUGUUUUCUUGCUUAAUAUAUUCUGUCAUCCACGUACAGAAGAACAUUUUUACAGAAAAAACAAAAAUGCUUUAUUUCUUGAACAAUGCACAUCAAUAUAUUUUUUUAUACACACAAAAUACUAAAAAAUAAAGCACUUUGAACAUAAUAAUUUAAUUCAUCUAGAUUGUACACUUCAUGUACACUUUUUGUACAAUGUCGUCUACAUUAGAACUGACAGUAACAUCCUGCCUUGUGGGGAGACAUAAGGAACCUCUCUAACACAUUUUUAUCAAAUCAAUAGUAACAUAACAUUAAACAGUGUUUAACAUUGCAA